Molecule: messenger RNA, 1478 nt
Organism: Quercus robur (English oak)
Lineage: Eukaryota; Viridiplantae; Streptophyta; Magnoliopsida; Fagales; Fagaceae
Exons: 4
Coding region: 175-693 (172 amino acids)
Source: RefSeq, a predicted model, not a curated record
AAAGAUAUCAUGUACACGUGGAGAGCUGCUUUGACACACAAGUUGCUAACAUUGCUACCUGGAUGGGAUUUACACCAUAAAAGAUCGUCUCCUGCAGAUCAUGCUCAUGUAACUGGGCAGAUGCCAGUGAAAUGACCAUUAUCUUGCGGAAGUAAACAGGACUUGCCUCCAGAAAUGGUGGUUGGUUCUGCUUCUGCUGAUGACUGUGCUGUUAAGCCAUUGAUGAGUUCAGCUGCUAAGUGGGGAAGGAGGCUUUUCAUAGGAUGUAUUCCAAUUGAAGCUACUUUGAUAAUGUGUGGUUGCAUUCCAGUCAGUUUGGCCAUGUUUUGGACAUGUAUCUUCCCAAGAAGCUUUGGAGGAGAAUAUAAUUGUUUAUUUGGGGACAGUUUGUGGGAAGACCCACAUUGCUGUACUGCUUAUACACAAGCUAAGUCACUUGAUAAGGAAGCCCUAGAAGAAGAUAUGCAUCUUUUUGCCCCUACGGUAGCUCUGGUUCAGCAGGAUCAAAGAAAAGCGUGUCAUAGGGGGUUUGAUUUUGUGAAAUUUGCUAAUGAAAUUUUAGCUGAGUACGCUUCUCAAAAAGUACAUUGGAUAGGCAGAGGUGUGUCAAUAGAUGUUAUCAUGAUAUAUGACACGCCUCUUGUUGGGAUUGGGACAUGCUUGGGCCUAAUAGGCACUCAUGUGGGUGGCUGAGUAUCAAAGGAAAGAGCCUCCAAAUUUCCUUAUUAUCUCAGAGAAACUCAAGGAUUCUUGGAGAGGUCAAAACAGAGGGAAGCUUAAUGAAGAGUUACCUUGAUGUUUAAAGGAAGUGGCUGCAACUCUAUCCUAAGCAGAGCUCUCUGUUGUAACUGGUUUGUACCUUAUUCAAUCCUUCAUGACCUUCGCUUAAAAGUUUGCUAGUAGCUGGGUAUGUGAUUGUUUUGUAUGUAAAAACAAGACAUUGGGUAUGAUUAGGACCAAUCAGGUGUCUAGUAUCAAAGGAAAGAACCUCAGAAGUUCCUUAUGCAGAGUGGUUUGGGCUACUGCCUAUCACAUAUGGUCUAAGAGAAACUCAAGAAUUCAUGGAGAAGAGAUCAAAACAGAGGAAAGCGUGGUGAAGAGUGUGAGAAAAGAUGUCAAGUUUGGAUGAUGUUUAAAGGAAGUGCCUCUAACUUUAUCCUAAGCAGAGUUCUCUGUUGUAACUGGUUUGUACCUCAUUCCAUCUUCUGCUUAAAAGUUUGCUAGUAGCUAAGUUUGUGAUUGUUUUGUCUGUAAAAACAUGUUGGGUAUGAUUAGCACCAAUCAGGUGCUGUUGUUUUGUCUGAAAACUAUCUUUUUGUAGAACUGGGUUGGGGUGAUGUAACACUAUUUUCAUGUUCAGUAGGGAGUUUAUGUCAGGGCAGAAUGCCCUUGUUGUAGUGGACUAGCUGAAGUCUCAGUGUUUCAAAUGUUUCUGUUUGUAUUGGUUUGUUUCAUAUUAAUAGAAAUUUCUGAAUAAU